AUGGUAUCAUCAGCAGCUAGCUUAUCAAAGAUGACAAAUAUCUUAGAGAUGUUUCCCUUUGAGAUAAAGGUCUUAUUCCUUGAACAAUACUUGGUUGAAACAGAUGAUAUAUUGAACUAUUUACAGGUUGUUCCUUCGAUGAAUUCCCAUUUUAAAGCUAAUUUCAGGGUGGUUAGUGAUAAAAUUAAUCACACAAAAUACAAUAUGUUACCAGAAGGUUGUUUGAUAUCCCAUGGGAACUCCAAUGAGCUAGCCAAUGCUUUGAGAGAACCUCAAAAGUUUAAGGGUCUUGUCUUAAUGGAAUGUCAUGACUAUGGAAAUAUUGCACAAUUUUAUCUUGAUAAUGAUUUGCAGAAUUUUCUCGAAGCAGUUCAUGAACAAACAAUAUUCAGAUAUACCUUUUAUGGGUCAUACCGCUUCUCAAUCUUGCCUGAUGCAAUGCUGAGGGAGUUUCUAGACUUUGAUUUGAAUCAUAGAAUAUCUCAUAUUAAUUUUCCAGAUGUUGAGGUAUUACCUUCAUUCCAUCACUUACCAAAUACAAAAAUUGCAGUCAAUUUUCGAAAAUUGAAAGAAGUUAAGUAUAUGUUGUCCGAAAAUUUUGCUCAGACUUUUUGUUUCAAUAUUGAAUAUUCUAGAGCUCUGGAAUCUUUAUCACUUGUGAAUUUACACGAAGAAUUCACAUUACCCAAAUCGUUUAGGUUUCCAAAGAGCUUAAAGCUUGUUUCAUCUGCUUCACAUCCUAUGGAUUUCAAAUCUCAAGGGCUAUUGAAAUCUCAAUGGAUUCAAAAUUUAGAAUACUUAUCGCUUGAAGAUUCAAGAGAUAGGCAUCCAACCACCAUUUCAAUGAUUGAUUUGAACUUCCCGAAAUUGAAAGAGUUCAAAUUGGGCCCCUGGCUAAAUAAUGGAAUCACUUUUCAAAAUUUCACCGCAGACUCAUUAAUAAAAUUUUCUAUUUGUUCAUCAAGAACUGAUGUGACUAUUAAUGGCUUUAGGGCACAAAAUAUUGAAAAUUUUGAAAUACUAGCAAAUUCGUUUAUCUCCAAAGGGUUUGAAAAUAUCACCAAUUUGGAUUAUUUUAAAGUUGAUUUGCAACAACCACCGAUGUUCUAUUUUGAUGAAGAUGCUAAAGAAUACAACGACUGGUCUUUUCUAAGCAUGGCUAGGAAUGGAUCAAUUACAAGACAUCAACAGAUUUUACAAUGGUUGGAAAUGGUUAAUCUAGAGCAAUUAGAAUUGUUGGAGGUUAACUUUGUCUCAUUAUUUUUUGACAAAGAUAAUAAUGCCCGAUUUCCCUCGUUGACAACCCUUCAUAUAGACGGAUAUUCUCAUGGUGCAUAUGCAGUAUUUUCUAAACUAGAUGCUCCCUUCAAUUUUAAUGCUCCACAGCUCAAGUUCUUACACUUUGGAUGUGAAUUAUUUUUUAAAAACUUAUAUACAUACAUCAGUCAAAUUUUUCCCAAACUUGCUGAGCUGAGUGUAUCUUAUAAAGGUAAUGGAUCACAUUCUAUGAAACCUGGACCUUUAAAGAUCAAUACUACUGCAGUUUUUGAAAAUCUUGAAAGUCUAAAGCUUAAAAUGUGUGAGCGUCCAAUAAUACUAUCAAAAUGUGGAUUUCCUAAACUGAAAACUUUGCAAUUAAUCAAUAAUGGUCAUCCCUUUAAGCAACUCGAAUUCAAGAAGGUAAUUGCUCCAAAAUUGAAUGAAUUAACCAUCGAAAAUUACAGUAUUUCAUCAGUUGGUCCAUUUACAAAUAGGAUAUACCCAAAAUUAAAAUCAAUCAUAAUAAAGAACUGUCAAGUAACUUCAGGAAUCGAGAUUUUACCUUUUAGAGUUUUGAAAAAUGUCGAUGUCAAACUUGUAUACUCAAACAUUUCAUAG
Messenger RNA from Hansenula ciferrii, 1878 nucleotides. RefSeq lists its product as uncharacterized. The transcript has a single exon. The record is from RefSeq and is a predicted model, not a curated record. Lineage: Eukaryota; Fungi; Ascomycota; Saccharomycetes; Phaffomycetales; Wickerhamomycetaceae. Bases 1 to 1878 code for a protein of 625 amino acids.